AUGAAUCAUCAGCAGCCAGACAGCGAGCUGGAGGAUGGACUCGAUGAUUUAUGGAACGCAGUGGAAGAGCUUGUUCGUGAUGAAGCCAGCGAACAAGAGUGCCGUCGGCAGGAUUACUUGCAGAAGCAGGCCAGUCGGGCUCAGCAACAGCGUGCUGCUAUGGACCUGUCCAUCCGAGCCAUGGCAGGAGAGCUUCUGGCGGAGCUUACGGUGAACGCAAACUGCACAGCUGGCCAGCUUGCAGGAGAGCUUGCAAAACUCGUUCCGCCUUUGCCGCGAACAGAGUACCGCCUUGCAGUAGAGACUGAGGCUCUGCAGCCGAGUGACCGCCUCUGCGAGCACGUGUACGAUGGGGCUGAGCUUACAGCUCUGGUGGUGGAAUCGCUGGAAGGUGAGUACUUCUGUCAGGCAAACCCGACUCGAGGUAUCACGCUGUGCCUGGAAGGGAACCGUCGUGCACGAUGUCAGGCAGAACGCAAGGUCGGCGGCUUAUGCUUUUACCACCGCGCAGAAGGUUCUUGGCAGGAGCGUUCCUGCGGCGACCUGACCUCUGUGUGGGUCACACUGGAUCAAGCAAUCGGUGCUAUGGAAGACUUCGUGGUGAGGCAUGAACUGGAAAUGGAGAAGUUGCAUGAUGGAGACCUGAGGGUGGUGAAAGGGGAGAUCCAAGGAGGUAGCCAGCUGGACCCUAACAUGCUCAUGGGGGCUCCUGGAAACAUCUUCAGCCGCUUCUGA
Messenger RNA from Symbiodinium sp. CCMP2456, 735 nucleotides. Lineage: Eukaryota; Dinophyceae; Suessiales; Symbiodiniaceae. The record is from the annotation of a GenBank genome assembly.